Molecule: messenger RNA, 1844 nt
Organism: Amphibalanus amphitrite
Lineage: Eukaryota; Metazoa; Arthropoda; Thecostraca; Balanomorpha; Balanidae
Product: protein transport protein Sec61 subunit alpha
Exons: 7
Coding region: 211-1641 (476 amino acids)
Biological process (GO): SRP-dependent cotranslational protein targeting to membrane, translocation; post-translational protein targeting to membrane, translocation
Cellular component (GO): Sec61 translocon complex; membrane
Molecular function (GO): ribosome binding; transmembrane protein transporter activity; signal sequence receptor activity
Source: RefSeq, a predicted model, not a curated record
GCGGUUUUGGAUGUUGCGUACUUUGGGUGCUGCGGUCUUGGACGCUUUGAUACGGACCCGUUUCCGUCGCGAUGAGUGGCCGCCGCCGUCGCCGAUUUCCGUUCGCGAGUCAGCUGUUGGUCGAUGCGGUGUGUUGCCGGCUGUGAUUGUCAAUUGUGAAGUACAAAUUUGUGUUUACAUUGCAUGGUGUAGGGAAAUAAGAGGAACAAUAUGGGGUUCAAGUUCCUGGAGAUCAUCAAGCCAUUUUGUGGCUUACUGCCAGAAAUUGCAAAACCAGAGAGGAAAAUCCAGUUCCGAGAAAAAGUAUUAUGGACAGCUGUCACCCUAUUUAUCUUCCUAGUUUGCUGUCAGAUUCCCUUGUUCGGCAUCAUGUCGUCCGACUCUGCCGACCCGUUCUACUGGAUCCGAGUGAUCCUGGCUAGUAACCGCGGCACCCUCAUGGAGCUGGGCAUCUCGCCCAUCGUCACUUCGGGCCUCAUCAUGCAGCUGCUGGCCGGAGCCAAGAUCAUCGAGGUCGGCGACUCGCCAAAGGACCGCGCCCUCUUCAACGGCGCUCAGAAACUGUUCGGUAUGAUCAUCACGGUGGGCCAGGCGAUCGUGUACGUGCUGACGGGCAUGUACGGCGACCCGUACGACAUCGGCGCCGGCGUGUGCCUGCUCAUCAUCCUGCAGCUGUUCGUGGCCGGCCUGAUCGUGCUGCUGCUGGACGAGCUGCUGCAGAAGGGAUACGGACUCGGCUCGGGCAUCACGCUUUUCAUCGCCACCAACAUCUGCGAGACCAUCGUCUGGAAGUCGCUCAGUCCGGCCACCGUCAACACCGGUCGCGGUACCGAGUUCGAGGGCGCCCUGAUCGCGCUGUUCCACCUGCUGGCCACGCGCCAGGACAAGGUGCGCGCUCUGCGCGAGGCCUUCUACCGGCAGAACCUGCCCAACCUGAUGAACCUGCUCUCCACCCUGGUCAUCUUCGCCGUGGUCAUAUACUUCCAGGGCUUCCGUGUGGACCUGCCGAUCAAGUCAGCCCGCUACCGCGGCCAGUACAGCAGCUACCCCAUCAAACUGUUCUACACGUCCAACAUCCCCAUCAUCCUGCAGUCGGCGCUCGUCUCCAACCUCUACAUCAUCUCACAGAUGCUGGCGGUCAAGUUCCACGGAAACUUCUUCGUCAACCUGCUGGGUGUGUGGGGUGACGUGGGUGGCGGCGGCCCGGCGCGUUCGUACCCGAUCGGCGGCCUCUGCUACUACCUCUCGCCGCCCGAGUCGCUCGGUCACAUCGCCGAGGACCCACUGCACGCCCUGCUCUACAUCGUCUUCAUGCUGGGCUCGUGCGCCUUCUUCAGCAAGACGUGGAUCGACGUGUCCGGCUCGUCGGCCAAGGAUGUGGCCAAGCAGCUGCGCGAGCAGCAGAUGGUGAUGCGCGGCCACCGCGAGAAGUCGAUGAUCCACGAGCUGAACCGGUACAUCCCCACUGCGGCGGCGUUCGGCGGCCUCUGCAUCGGCGCGCUGUCCGUCAUCGCCGACUUCAUGGGCGCCAUCGGCUCCGGCACCGGCAUCCUGCUGGCCGUCACCAUCAUCUACCAGUACUUCGAGAUCUUCGUCAAGGAGCAGAGCGAGAUGGGCGGCAUGAGCACGCUGCUGUUCUGAGAAGACGCUCGGUGACGCGCGAGCGGCGGUGAGCGGCGAUCGCUCACGGUGAGCGGCGAUCGCUCACGAGGUGUUGUGGUUCGCGCGGGUAAAUAAUAUGGCGCGACGGACCUUGGACGGGGCGGGUUCGACUCGGGGAGUCGCAGACAUUUGUUUUGUACGAGUGUGACAGAUUUAGAUGUUUAAAUAUAAGAUUUGUGGAA